Molecule: messenger RNA, 2076 nt
Organism: Cordyceps militaris CM01
Lineage: Eukaryota; Fungi; Ascomycota; Sordariomycetes; Hypocreales; Cordycipitaceae
Exons: 2
Coding region: 1-2076 (691 amino acids)
Source: RefSeq, a predicted model, not a curated record
AUGGCGCGGAGAAGAAAAACACCGCCUGCGGCGGCCCCGGAAAGGGACCGGUACGGAAUGACAGAAUCAAGGCAGCAGUUUGAACCGGGGAUCCGGGAGGAGGCAAUAGCCUCUUGGAUCCAGAUGCUUCGGAGGGAGGAGGAGGCGGCAGCGAAUGAGCCUUGUCGGCAGCGGCGUAUGACGAGAGCGUUUCUUCUCCUACGGGAGGAGCCGCCGGAGAUGCAGCCGGUGGAGGAAUCCAAGGCCGUCAUCACAUUUGAGAGCCUCAUCACGGCGCAAUCUGUCGGGCCGCUCAUCAUUGAGCAUAUCUUCGCCUCGGGGGGGUCGGCCUUGAGGCUGGCUCUCACCUCCAAAAGGAUGUGGACCAUACUCGGGGCCAGCGUGGAUUACUUCGACUUCUUCGCCGGCCGUCUGCAAAACCUGGGGCCCUCGGGCGUCUUCGUCACCACGGCGCCCGAGUUCACCCUGGGGGAGAUGAUGGCCACGCGGCUCACGGAUCCGUACGGCUUCGGGUCUGCGUCCGUGCUUAGCCUCGCCACUCCCUUCACGGACUGGCACAAUGCCGCCCAUACAAGGGAAGAGGACGUGAUUGCCACGCUCUACAUGGUACGGAUGAGAAUGGACGGGCUGCCAGCGCCGCCGCAAUUCCUCGAGCGCAUCCUCGAACCGCGCAUCUUGGAGGCGAUCCGUACCAUCAAGGAUCCAAAAAAGAUCUUCAAGGCAAAUCAAUUUACAUCACUUCCGUCCCAGCAAAUUUUUGAGCCGCAAAUGAUCUAUUCUGCAACUCGCCUGCAGCUUUUACUUGUGGAACUGUUUAACCAUCGAAAGAAGACGCGAGUUCUUCACUUUCAUAACACUCCAUUCUUUGACCGACGCAUACUCGCGAUUGUGCUGCGGGCCAGUCCACAUGUCACGAUGCUGGGGGUCUAUAACUGCCCCCUUAUUCAUUUUGGGGACUUGAUUCCCAUUCUCGACUUAAUCAGUGAGAUCAACAAUGAGAGGAGGAUGGGGAAUGUGCCACUUAUUACAGCAUUUGACUUCUACCCAAGCUUCCACCGAGGCUUGGCUACAUCAGCGGGUCAACGGUCGACCUAUGGCCUGACAGCAGACUCGCUAGAUCGAGAUAUUGUUCAAAGGGGCCUCUACGCAAUUUUACUGAAAGGCUUCCUGAAAGCGCGACACAUGAAACUUGACAUGCUCUUUAAGCCGGGCAACGCGCUGAGGGCGUUUCUGUUGCGGCUACCUAACCCUCCCCUGAGCAUCCCUACCUUUUUCGACGGCCUCCGGCGAUACUUGGAGAGAGAGGCAUCUCUGGUGAAGAAGCGUCAUGCUCUUUUCGACCUGACCAAGCCUAUACGGCUCGGCCUCGAACGGAACCUUGAGAACGAGUCGUGGUAUCAGCAGGAAAUGGGCACCUAUCUGCUUUUUUGCAGCUCCUGUGGCUACGAAAUGUUGUACGAAUUUUUCCCCGCCGGAGACCGUGGACUCGACCCGUAUCGCAGGGUAUGCGCAGGCUGUAGCCUGCAAGAUUUACUUGACCAGCAGCCACACGACAUGCGUGACUGGAAGGUAGGUAUGCUGGCUCAGCUUAUGCCCGAGUGGAAUGGUAUGGACUUCAACAAGGACGCCCCAAGCGGCGGCCAGGAAGAUGCGGAAGGCGGUCUGAUGUGGCUCCGAGAGACGGCGACGUCUCAGAACGAGCCGUCGCCUCUCUAUGUCAACGCAGCGGGGGAGCUGACAGCCAAGCCUUACGUCCGCCGGGCCGCGCGCAACAACAAGCGUCCAGCAGAUUCAUUGCAGAGUCUACCCUCGUUGCAGGCCUUGGUCAAGGAUGCAGCCUUUGAUCGUCGCUGGGCAGACCUGUUUAACCACUGUAACUGGGCAGACCUUUUCGCCCGCGCCAGGCGCCGAGUCCACGCCGAAUCAGCGCACAUGGGCAAGGGGAAAAAUGCGAGCCUACCAAGAGACUCGUACGGUGAAGUCUGGCAUAGGGAACGUCAUGCUCGAGAGCUUCAGAGCUUCAACCACACCACAGCAGUUCAUUUUCAUCUGGCUCUGGAGGCAAAAGGGUGGUAA